Lathyrus sativus (Indian pea) is the source of this 612-nucleotide messenger RNA. The record is from the annotation of a GenBank genome assembly. NCBI's taxonomy places the organism in Eukaryota, Viridiplantae, Streptophyta, Magnoliopsida, Fabales, Fabaceae.
AUGCCUACUCCAGGUUUAAACAUUCAAAAAGUGGUUGUCCCUCUAGAUCAUGCCUCACGUGAGAUUCCGAUGGAGGAAAAUGAAGAGGAAAUUGAGGAUGAGGACGAGGAUGAGGUGGUCGUGGGUGAAGGUAAUGUUCCCCCUCAUUUGAUAAUAAGGGAUGAUAAUGGGAAGGUUAUUAUACAAACUUGUGGUAGCGGGUUUGUUCCGGCCAAAGAAGUAGCAAAUGCCAUUAAUUAUGUGAUACACAAACAAUUUUAUAGGGGUUUCUAUAAUUGGACAACAAUUUCCGCUGAUGUCAAAGAAAAAUGGUUUGCUCUUUUUGCGGACAAGGUUUCACGGGAUCCUCAAUAUGAGAUGUUUGUCAGGAAAACCUUUUAUUCAAAGGCAACCAUUCGACUAAAUGACAUAAUGAGGAAGGUGAGGUUAAAAGGGACCCGUCCUUCAUGGAUUGGCGAGGAUGCCUGGAAUGAGCUUGAAACUUAUUGGAAGAGUGAUUCGUUCUUGAAAUUGUCCUCUCAAAACAAGGCCAAUCGAAGUUUAGCAAGAGGAGGAGCAGUCCACACCUCAGGUCGUAAGGCUCAUGUUGAUGUAGCGCUUGAGCUUACCUAA